AAGAAGACUCACCUGGCAGGUUUUCACCUCCGUGUGAGCGUAUAAAAGGAGAAGCUGAUGAUGCUGCACAGUCAGACAGACUCAGGAGUGAAGAGCGCUUCACGUCAAAGAGGAGAAAAUCACUGCAGGAGAAACGACUGAUCUUCACAACCUGAAGUAAGGAUGAACUCUGGGAUCCGGUGCAUCGUUCUUCUGGCCUGCAUCACCAUCUGCUCCUCAGCCAGUAUUAUGAGGUGUAAGUGUAUAAAAACGAUUUCUGCAGUAAGGACCCGUCUCAUCGCUGAUGCGAAAGUGUAUAAACCUGGUCCAUCCUGCAGCCUACAGGAAGUGAUUGUCAUCCUGAAAGAUAAAACCCAGCUCUGUCUUGACCCAGCGGGACGUCAGGCUCAAGACAUCAUCAGAAUCCUGGAAGCAAAAGAAAUGCAGGCAAAGGCUAAGCAGACGAGCAGCGUCAACACAAAAGCAACUACUGCAGCAACCACAACUACUGCAGCAAUCAUAACAUCAGCAGCAACAACAUCAGCAACAGCAGCAGCAACACCAGUAGCAGCAACAUCAGCAACAGCAACAUCAACACCAACAAGCCCACGGAGUAUUGCAAUCAAUCAAGUGGAAAGUGAUGAAAGCAUGGAGGUAGGUUUGGCUCUGUCGGAGUAUCAGAGCCUCACCUGA
Molecule: messenger RNA, 672 nt
Organism: Xiphophorus maculatus (southern platyfish)
Lineage: Eukaryota; Metazoa; Chordata; Actinopteri; Cyprinodontiformes; Poeciliidae
Product: interleukin-8-like
Exons: 5
Coding region: 163-672 (169 amino acids)
Biological process (GO): inflammatory response; chemokine-mediated signaling pathway; neutrophil chemotaxis
Cellular component (GO): extracellular region
Molecular function (GO): chemokine activity; CXCR chemokine receptor binding
Source: RefSeq, a predicted model, not a curated record